AUGGAGUACCCGGUAGACCCACAAGGGCAGCAAGAGGAUCAAUUCUCCGAUAUCGCGAAUUUGUGGGACCGGGCAGUUGGAGACGUUCUUGUUUGCUUUGCUGGCCUCUCAUUCGCAAAACAGCCACCCGUGGCCUCGUACCAUGAUCUGGAGCACGGCUCUCCGUUUGCCGAUCAGAAAUACGCCGGCGGAUUGCAGGCUUGUGUGAUCGUUCGGUAUCAUGAGAGCCCCAUCGGUAGGUCGAGCUCUCCCGAGGACUUUGCAGCUGCUGACCACGGUGAAGGAAUGUACGAUGAGCUGCUUUGGAUUCCAGGGGCAUUCCGGCAUCCAGGCAAUGGCAAACAGGCCUAUCGUUGUACGAGGGCGUACGUAUCGAAGCCGUUAGCUGUGCACAGUGGCUGCAAGAAUUGGAAUGUGCCCAAGGCAUGUGCCGUCUUUGAAUUCACGCCAGCGCAGUCCGGCAAUUUUCCAUACAGUCGAAUCACAGUGUCACCCUACCGCGGUGGCGAGCCAUUCCUUGACCUCACAUUUCAAUCGACUUUCUUCACCAGACCGUUUGUGACUCUCAACAGUCGGUACUUUCCGCUGAACUUAGACUUCGACUUCCCUCCCCUCCCCGAUGAUCCAAACAAUUCCAGUGAAGGUUUGGUAGGAACAUCUGAGUGGCGCCGUGUCCACUUGGAAGUGGCGGGCAAGGCUGGCAUAGUGAAAGCUUCCGGAACACUGGGAGACGGGAAAUCGCUGCCUUGUCUCGGGGAAAGGGCACAUUGGAUAUGGCUGAAGCAGGCACAUAUUCGGAUUGAGAGCCCUGCCUUGCUCUGA
Messenger RNA from Aspergillus uvarum CBS 121591, 822 nucleotides. RefSeq lists its product as uncharacterized. Lineage: Eukaryota; Fungi; Ascomycota; Eurotiomycetes; Eurotiales; Aspergillaceae. The record is from RefSeq and is a predicted model, not a curated record. Bases 1 to 822 code for a protein of 273 amino acids. The transcript has 3 exons.